Messenger RNA from Phacochoerus africanus (Common warthog), 1944 nucleotides. RefSeq names its product uroplakin 1B (gene UPK1B). Gene Ontology annotation, cellular component: membrane. NCBI's taxonomy places the organism in Eukaryota, Metazoa, Chordata, Mammalia, Artiodactyla, Suidae. The record is from RefSeq and is a predicted model, not a curated record. The coding region runs from base 228 to 1091 and encodes 287 amino acids. The transcript is spliced from 9 exons.
GUCUCCUGGUACUUCCGGGCCUGAGCCAGGCAGGGUCAGACAGCAUCAGGCUCAGCCCAUGUGAGGUACCUUCUCCCAAUCACAGACCACCCUCCCCUGAACGGGGAGGCUCAAAGAGUUGGUGCAGGUAGAAAAGCACCCCAGGCCAGAGCAGUGUGCAGAGUGGGCCGGCACGGGACCAGAAGAAGGAGGAGGGGGAGAGGGCGCGCUUGUGGGAGAUCCUGAAGAUGGCCAAAGAUGACUCCACUGUUCGUUGCUUCCAGAGCCUACUGGUUUUUGGAAAUGUGAUUAUUGGUAUGUGCGGCAUCGCCUUGACUGCAGAGUGCAUCUUCUUCGUAUCAGACCAAUAUAGCCUCUACCCGCUGCUUGAAGCCACUGACAAUGAUGACAUCUAUGGGGCAGCCUGGAUUGGCAUAUUUGUCGGCAUCUGCCUCUUCUGCCUGUCUGUCCUAGGCAUUGUAGGCAUCAUGAAGUCCAACAGGAAAAUCCUUUUGGUGAUCUGUUUCUCCAACUGGUUGCAUGCACCCGACAGAUACAACCUGAGGCUACACUGGCCAAGGGAGAAACAUAGCAAGAAGUACUUCAUUCUGAUGUUUAUUGUAUAUGGCUUUGAAGUGGCAUCUUGUAUCACAGCUGCAACACAACGAGACUUUUUCACACCCAACCUCUUCCUGAAGCAGAUGCUGGAGAGGUACCAGAACAACAGUCCUCCAAGCAAUGAUGACAAGUGGAAAAACAAUGGGGUCACCAAGACCUGGGACAGGCUCAUGCUCCAGGACUAUUGCUGUGGGGUCAAUGGCCCCUCCGACUGGCAGAAAUACACCUCUGCCUUCCGGACUGAGAAUAACGAUGCGGACUACCCCUGGCCCCGUCAGUGCUGUGUCAUGAACAAGCUUAAAGAACCUCUCAACCUGGAGGCCUGCAAACUAGGAGUACCCGGUUACUAUCACAACCAGGGCUGCUAUGAACUGAUCUCUGGACCAAUGAACCGACACGCCUGGGGGGUUGCAUGGUUUGGAUUUGCCAUUCUCUGUUGGACUUUUUGGGUUCUCCUGGGUACCAUGUUCUACUGGAGCAGAAUUGAAUAUUAAGAAUAAAAUGUAACCACCGUACCACCUACCCCCAGUGACUCUACAUUUGGUUCUGGAACCGCUCUGUCCUAAUAUUCCACCUUUGUGCUCCUUGGGAUUAUAUGGGUUCUUCCUCAAAUGGCCACGUCAGUUGGUAUGGAGUUCCUCUAGGCUCUCAGACUCCUGAAAGUCUCACUGGUGUUUUCACCCUCAUCUAGAAGUCCGCAACACUGUUAUAGACUGUAGGAAAAAGAGAAGGUAGGAUAGCAGAUAGUAACCAUUCUCAUCCCUGUUUAUUUUUAAUUUGGGGGCAUAAAGAUGUACACAGGAACUUGUGUUAUCACAGUGAGAUGAGUCUGUAUUUGGACAGCAAAUUUGCCUGUAUUUCUCACUGCUUUCUAAGAGAAAGCUUCAAAGGCUUUCCUUCAUCUCAGUACUGUCCAGGUGAGAGAACUAAGGAAAAGAGUGCUGAAAUAUCCUUUGUCCUAUAGUGGCUUCCAUCUUCAGAGACUCAAGUGAUUCUUUCAAUGCCACCUUGGCAUCCUUUUUAAAAGGACAGUGUCUCAUCUUGAGCCAACAAUGGUUGAAAUUUCCUCUCCAACACUGCAGAGUGAUGUGUGCUUAGUAACCUCAAUUCUCUCAUUAAUUAAAAGUAUGUGGACUUUGGGGGACAAAGGAGGGAACUGUUCUGUAUUUACCAAUCUCAACCUCAAUCCCCUUUCAAACAGGGGAGAAGCAAGCCAGCUGUUAGGUCGGUGAUUUUGUUUACUGUCAAAAUAUUUCUGAUCUCUGUUUCCUCUGGUAAUCCUGACGGAAGUUCUUAUAACACAGCAUUUGUUUGUCUAGCCUUAUAAAUAAAGAGGGCUUUUAAAUA